This is a messenger RNA of Stegastes partitus (bicolor damselfish), 1165 nucleotides long. RefSeq names its product protein Z-dependent protease inhibitor-like. The transcript is spliced from 5 exons. The coding region runs from base 116 to 1165 and encodes 349 amino acids. The record is from RefSeq and is a predicted model, not a curated record. Gene Ontology annotation, molecular function: serine-type endopeptidase inhibitor activity. NCBI's taxonomy places the organism in Eukaryota, Metazoa, Chordata, Actinopteri, Pomacentridae.
GUGGUGGUCGGGGGGCGCGAGCUUAACGGUGAUGCGCAACGCGUGAAGCUACAGAGCAGAAAGAUCGACAAUCAAAGUUGGAAGAGCAGCAGAAGGAUCUGAAGUCGAGGAGACCAUGACUCCGUCCAUCCCCCUUUCAUUGGUCGGACUACUCAUCGUCCUGCUGAGUCCGGCCUCCUCUCAGACCAUUGACGCCUCAGUGAAGGAUCUGUCCAAUAAGAAUGCAGACUUUGCUGCCAGGUUGUACCGAGCCGUCGCCAGCCGUACCGACGACAACAUCUUCCUGUCUCCGCUCACGGUGUCCGCCGGACUGUUGGCGCUGUUAAGUGCUACCAACGGCCCGACCCAGGAUCAGCUGCUGCAGGGACUCACGCUGACCGGACUGGACCCGCAGACCAUCCCAGAUGUAUUUCAGACUCUGAUGAACGUCUCGCAGGAGAACGGAAAAGCUUACAUGCAGCAGGGCGUGGCUGUCCUUCCCAGCCAGAGUUUCACAGUGUCUUCAUCUUACCGGGACCUGGUUCAGACAAAAUUUGAGGGGAAUACUCAGAGUCUAGCCUACACAUCACCGUUUGAAGCUAUCGACACCAUCAACCGGUGGGUGGAGGAGCAGACUGGAAAUCGUGUCAGAGAGCUGGUGUCCACCAUAGACCCCCAAACUCAGCUGCUGAUCGCCACUGCCACCUCGUUCCAAACCCAGUUCAGGACAACUUUUAAUUCAUCGACCACCCAGGAUGAGCGUUUCGUCGUGGACAAGUAUCACAUUGUCAUGGUCCCCAUGAUGUUCGGGUCAGAUAAGUACUUCCUGGCGUACGACCGCUCGGUGAAAGCCGGUGUGUUGAAGCUGCCGAUGGCAGGCGGGGCGGCCAUGUUGGUUGUGCUGCCUGAUGAAGACGUGGACAUCACCAGUGUGGAGGAGGAAGUGACGGGUGAGAAGGUCCGGGGCUGGAUCCAACAGCUAAAGAAGACCAAGUUGGAGGUGCAGUUUCCUCGCUUCAAGCUACAGCAGUCUUACUCUCUGAAGAACGUGCUGCAGACUCUCGACAUCACUCAGGUGUUUGAGGACGAUGCUGACACCAGCAACAUGACCGGAGCUAAAGGACCUAAACUCACACAGGUUAGUAAAGAAGCUCCUGAGCAAACUCUAAAACUUGAAACGAAUUAA